AGCUUCUAGUCCGGCAACGCAAUCAACAGCUGUAUGUCAAGGUUUAUGUAAACACAACACCACAAAAAAAUAUGGAAAAAAUGUCGUUUUUACAAAAGUUUAAUAAAUUAAAACGUAACAAAUCCUUUAAAUAUGGAAUACCCUUUUUAAUUCUAAUGGUUGGAGGUUCAUUUGGUCUACAAGAAUUCACAAAAAUCAGAUAUCAAUUUUCUAAACAACAAACGGUAACACCUGAAGAAUUGGAAGAAUUUGGAAUUGCGAUGAAAAAACGCGAAGAGGUGACCAUAGAUAAGGUGUAUGAAAAAGUUAAGACACUAAAUUUGGAUGAUUGGGAAAAUAAAAGAGGACCCAGACCAUGGGAGGAAAAUUUCAAUACCAAGUAAUCAUAAGUUUAAAUAUAGUCUGUUCGUCCAAUUGCAAGUUAAAUAUUUAUAAUAUUUUGUUUAAAAUGCUAGUAUAAAUAAGUACAUAGUAAAAACUAGCAAGCAAAUGAACUGAUAUAAUUUCGUUGGUCUUAAUGUUAACCUUAUAAAAAAUUAAUAUUGUAAAUAAUUUUAUUAAAUAAAACAUAAUUUCGACAAAAUUUGCAUAAAAAAUAAA
This is a messenger RNA of Calliphora vicina (urban bluebottle blowfly), 600 nucleotides long. It is a transcript of the gene l(3)neo43, whose product is annotated as cytochrome c oxidase assembly protein COX16 homolog, mitochondrial. The transcript has 2 exons. The record is from RefSeq and is a predicted model, not a curated record. Gene Ontology annotation, cellular component: mitochondrial inner membrane. The coding region runs from base 72 to 383 and encodes 103 amino acids. Gene Ontology annotation, biological process: mitochondrial respiratory chain complex IV assembly. Lineage: Eukaryota; Metazoa; Arthropoda; Insecta; Diptera; Calliphoridae.